This is a messenger RNA of Glycine soja, 6193 nucleotides long. Its product is annotated as phosphoinositide phosphatase SAC1-like. The coding region runs from base 573 to 1265 and encodes 230 amino acids. Lineage: Eukaryota; Viridiplantae; Streptophyta; Magnoliopsida; Fabales; Fabaceae. Gene Ontology annotation, molecular function: phosphatidylinositol-3,5-bisphosphate 5-phosphatase activity. Gene Ontology annotation, cellular component: intracellular membrane-bounded organelle. Gene Ontology annotation, biological process: phosphatidylinositol dephosphorylation. The transcript is spliced from 6 exons. The record is from RefSeq and is a predicted model, not a curated record.
UCAGUUUUCCCUCUUUAUUAAUAAAAUAUAUUAUACAAAACGUCUUCAUUUAUGCGAAUUUGGAUGGAAGAUUCUGGAAACGUUCCUUUCACCCUCAUCAGAUCGAUAACAGAGGAAGAGGAAGAAGGAAGAGGAAGAGUCUGAGUCGCUCGUCAGUCGCUGCAACGGGAUGAUGAUUGUAGCCAAAUGCAAAGCCACGUGGACCGCCCAUGCCGGCGCAUAGGACAGCCUCGUAGUACAAAAACGGGUUUGCCAUAGCACCGCGCCGGUAAAGUGCUGGAAAGGGAAUCGAGUGGAUGCGAUUGCGGCGAGGGCAAGGUUGAGGUCUAGAGGCGAGGAAUCGGCGGCGACAUCGCAGUCGCGGCUAGAGGACUCGACGAUGUUGCUCUAGCUGGGGCUCAAGUUCUUAACAUUUUCCAAAGGGAGAGGGAAGUUUGUCUUGGCCUUAGGGCCACGAAACUCUCGUGCUGCGGCGUCGUAGGCACGCGCUGUCGCCUCCGCAGUGUCGAAGGUUCCGAGCCAGACGCGGCUCUUCUGGCUGGGAUCUCUGAUCUUCGAGGCGUAUCUCCCCCAUGGCCUCUUUCUCACUCCACGAAAAUGCACCUCCGGUGAUAUUGAUGAUACAUGCAGGAGCCAUCAGCCAUGCUCAUGUGGGAUCUGCAUCUGUGUUGGUUGGUGAUAUUGAUGAUGCAUUGGACUCUGAAAAAAGGUACUUGAAAAGGGGUGUGAAUGAUCGGGGGAGGGUUGCUAAUGAUGUUGAGACAGAGCAGAUUGUCCUUGAUGAAGAAUCAGGCUCUUGCAAGGGAAAGAUGAGUUCAGUUGUGCAAAUGCGUGGAUCAAUACCACUUUUCUGGUCACAAGAAGCAUCCAGAUUUAGCCCCAAGCCUGAUAUAAUUUUGCAGAGGUAUGAUCCAACAUACCAAGCAACAAAAUUGCAUUUUGAAGACCUAGCUAAGAGAUAUGGCAAUCCAAUUAUUGUUCUGAAUUUGAUUAAGACAGUUGAGAAACGGCCUCGAGAAAUGAUGUUGAGGCGUGAAUUUGCAAAUGAUGUUGGGUAUCUGAACCAAAUUCUACCAGUGGAGAACCAUCUUAGAUUUAUUCACUGGGAUUUUCACAAGUUUGCAAAGAGCAAGUCUGCCAAUGUUUUGGCAGUUUUAGGAGCUGUAGCAAGUGAAGCGCUCGAUUUAACUGGUUUUUACUACAGUGGUAAACCCAGCAUCAUUAAGAGAGCCAACAAGAGCAAUCAAACAAGCACAGGGAGGUGAAUGGUUCAGUGAUCCACUCACCAUCAGAGUUUGAUGCAGCUUCAAUGGCUUUUGAGAUCCCUCUCCUAACCUAUGGUUAAGAGGUUAGUUGAUUUUCAGCCCUUGUGUUUGUUCUUGUCUUGGUUGAGAAUACACAUGUAUUGCAUAAUAAGACAGAACUCUGAAAAAAUGUCUCCAUUCAUCUUCACCUACUACAUCAUAUACAUCCUUAAUCCUUCAAUGACUAGUUGUAGUUGUAAGCCCCUAAUCUUUGUCUGAUUUCUGAUUAAUCAAAUGGGAAAACUAGUUUUUGUUUGCAUUUUAAUCUAUGUGGUUUGACAGAUUUUUUUUAUUGAAUUCAGUGGGACUAAUUGUUGGAGAUGUGUGUGUUCUCAAGUUAAACGUAUGUUUUUGGAUUGGUUGAAAAAGGUUUUGAUGGAGUCUCUAGUACAUAACUAUGUAGAAAUUAUGAACAAAUUUUUCUAUUUACUGGUGGUAUUUAUCAAGUUGAUUUAAGUGAUUAUUUAAAAAAUUUGAUUUUUUAAUCUUAGAAUUAAUUUAUGCUAAUUCUCAUAUUCAAAUAGAUAAAUGACCAGGAAAAUUAAUAAAAGUUCAAGAAAAACACAAAUGAACUAUAACGGAAGUUUGUGAAAUAUUUGGGAUAACAUUAAAGUUUGAAAAAAAAUGCCUAGCAGAAAGAAAGAGUAUUUAUGGUGGAAAAAAAAAAUGCCUAGCAGAUAGAAUAUUUAGUCCAUUUAUUAUUUUCUCUAUUUAUAUUUUUUAAUUUCCUUCUAUCCUUCUUCCCUGCAUCCCAUUUUGGGUGGAGGUCUACCAUUUUACUCAAAACCAUACAAAAAAAAAAAAAUCAAUUCCAGUGGAUAUUUAAUUUAAUUUUAUAAGUGGUAAUAAACCGUGUUCUCUAAAAAUGGGGUGUAUUUAGCUGAAAAGAAGACAGGAAAGAAGUAAUAAAAAAAGAGAAAAAAAGAUAGAAAUGAGGUAGAAGCAUAUAUAGUUUUUAUAACCAGAUCAAUUUGAUUAUUAUACUAUCAUGCAAAUAGUAUUUUUAUCAUGCACAAAGUAUUUUUAUACUAUCAUGCACAUAGUAUUUUUAUCAAAUAUUAUUUGUUAAGUUACCAAAUAAACUAAUGCAUAAUUAAAAUAAUAAAGGAAAAAUUCACAAAAACAGAAAAUAUAUAGAAAGCAUAUAUAGAAAAGCUUUAAAGAGAGAACAGUGUAGAGAAAGCAUAUAUAGAAAACCAUGGACGUUGUAUGUAUACUAUAAAGUCAACAAAAAGUACUAAUAAAAUUGUGGAUGCUGAAAGAGUUAGUUAAUAUAAGCAACAUAGCUUCUUGUAUUGUAUUACAUAUUUGUAUUGUAUUCAGUAACUAAUUUGAUAGCUGAAAAUUGACCUGGGUUCAUAAAUUUCAAAAAAUAAAAAAAAAUGUCUCAUUCUACAUCGGUUCAAAUAUAACCGAUGUAGAAACAAUCACUAUUCUACAUCGAUUCUAACAUCACAGCCGAUAUUAAUGUCAAUGUUUACAUUGUUUGGUUAAAAUCGGUUUUGUAUUGAAAAUCGAUAUUGAAGCUACAUUUAAAAAUAUUAGAACGUGAGUCCUAUUUUCCUCGCGCUCUCUUCUCCUCCGUCUAAGGUUCGUGUUCAUGACUCUAUCUCAACAUCUGCAACCCCUGUGACAGCGUGCCACCGUGACACCUCGCCACCAUGCCCAGGUAUUUUGUUGUAACCUUAUUUUCCGUGACUCUGUCAAUACCAUUGUUGCAACCUUGUUUUUAUUUUAUCCACACUUUGGUCAAGCAUAAGUACCUAUUAUGUAUAUGUAAUUAGGUAAUGUCGUGAAUUGCUAAAUGCAUAUUCCAAGCCUUUUAGUUCCAUUUUAACUUGGUUUGUCGCUAUUCCCUUUAUUUUGUGGCUGGCUCAAUCAAUUACCAGAGCAAUUGUACAAGAGUUUUUUUUAAAAAAAUUUUAAAGGUAUGAUUUUUGUUACAUUUCCUUUUUCAUACAUAUGAUGAUUUAUUUGAUAGCACUGGAGUUACAAAUCUUGUUUCACUGGUCAAUGAUCUAAGGGUUUCUAAAAAAAAAGGACAGUUACAAGGUAAAUGUACUAUCUGUGUUCUAUCUUUAGACGGGAAGAUUGUUACUGCUUCCCUUUUUAAUAGUACUUGAUUCAUAGCAAAUAGUUGUGGCCAUGUGCAUGGCAGGCCCUUUGCCCAUGUUCUUAAAGCUAGAGAUUUUUGUGUAAAAAGGUGUUUGACUUGUAUCUAUUUUUCAUUGGUUCAUCUUAGUAUUUGAAUAGUCAUGGACAGGGAAUCAACUUGCACUAUUCUCAGUUAAUAGCAAUAAGUAGUAUGAGUCAUGAGUUCUAAUAUUAUAUUUGCUCAUGGUAAGUAAUAUGAAUCAUCAUAUUUGUUUUUCCCUAGACCAAAGGGGAGUGAUCUCAUUAAUUGCAACCAAGGGAGAAAGUUGGUUCUCCAAUGGUAUUUGUAUAUGAUGAUCAGAUUCAAGAGGUAAGGGAUUGAGAGAUCGCAGCAAACCUUAAGGCAACUAUGGUUAGCCAUUUUUUAUAACUUCCUUCCUUAACCUUAGUCUUUGUCACUAAUGUCUAUUUUCCUAUAGGGUGAUCACUCACAACCCCUCAAUUGGGGGGUUUCGGUUUGCUUGUUCUUGGUUGUUGUUUUCUUUUUUAAAGUGCUUCAAAUAUAAUUAGGUAAACAUAGACAUUUAAACCAAUGUGAAGUAACUGUUGUGUGUUAGUAUCAUUCAGAAACUACUAUUUAUAUGGUUGCUAAAGUGCAUACAAAAAAAAGGAUUUUCAGGUGUGGGGUCACAUGUAUUAUAGGAGGCAAGUUGGCAGCACCAACUUAACAGUUAACUUAACAUCAGUUAAGUUGUGUUUGGUCUCUCACUUGGAUCACCAACUUAAUAGCUUCCAUGUUUUGCUUCUUUUUUUUUUGCAUGUUCUCAACUUGUGGACAUUCGUGGUUGAUAAACUAUGGUGACGUUUGAAUAGAGUGAUAGAGAGGGUGAGGACUAUAAGAGGAAGUGGUGGUCAAUGUAGGUAGUAACUGGUGAGGUAGUUUUUCUACUGAGGAUUAAAAUAAAGACUACUACUACUAUCACUUGCCACGUUAGGAUGGUAUUUACAUGAAUAGUAGCAGAUUUAAGUUCUCAACUGCAUAACUAAUAGAUUAAAUAAAUUGAAGAAAGUUUGCAUGAUAAAUUGAACGCACUUCUUAUUUAUCUGGUUCUAUAUUAGCGGAAAUGGCAACUUAAUGUACUCAUUGCUUACAGUGAUUAUCACGGUUGCUACAUAAAUAUCGCUAGCAUCAAUUUUGGUACAACCAAAUGAUGACAAGGACUUAAGGUUUUUUAUUAUGACCCAAAUAUUCAAUUAAAUUAACAUAAUGAACUAGCUCCAAAAGAUUUUUGACAACUAUAACCUCGUGGAAGUGUAGAAAAUGAGUUGUAAGAUUAAUAUUCUUGAUUCACUUUGCACUUAGUUUACUAUAACUACCACUUAUAAGAAAAUUGUUCAUCAAAUUUGUUUAUUGUAUGAAUAAAUUUUAUGACUCAAACUAUAAUUCAUCACAUUGAUUCAGCACUUAGUUUAGUAUAACUACCACUUAUAAUUUUUAUUGACUGUUUUAUGCGUCUUAAAUGAGAUGAAUUUGUUUUGCUAAGAUGAGACUUGUUUUGUAGUAAUGGUUUGAUCACUUGCUUUUCCUCUUGUUGACUGCUUUAUGUGUCUCUAAUAAGAUGAAUUUGUUUUGGAAACAAAUUCAUUGGUUCUUGGUCAGAAAUUGGUAUGGAUUCCACUGCCAAACUCAAAUAUGUGUAAGGCACCUAAAGCCCUUUAAGUACACUUCUUAUAUAUCUUUGGGUCUGUGUGCAUGCUUGGUCUAUUUUGUUAUUCAUAAUUUCUCUAGCAUAAAUAAUUUUUUUAAUUAUAGGACAACUCCAAAACCUCCAGGCAAUAUCACUGUCACCAACCCUAACUAUUUCCUCUAACUUUGAGGUACAUUCCCCUAUGGUUUAUUAUUUGUGCUGACUGAUGGUGUGCUUAUUGGGUGCAUGUGCUACGACAUGGUUUUCCAUUCUUUGACUUUUACACAAUAUGUUUGUUUAUUUCCAUACUCAAUUGAGAGAAUCGUCUCCAUUCUUUAUCUAUUUAAAGAGGUUACUUACAUGUAGGUUGAUUAUACUGACAUGGUCUUCCAAUAAGGUAUCUUUGGUUUAAAAUAAUUUCACCAGUGAAAAGUAGGCAUGUUAACAUUAGCACUGUUUGUCUGGGACUUGGGACUAGUUGACACCAACGAGUACUCGAUGACAAUGAUUGCUAAGAGACUUAAUACAAAUAUACCUGUAUGAGUUGAAGUAUUAUUCAUUUGUUAUAUCUCUUUUUGUGUGUGGUUGUGUUUUGUUUUUAAUCUAUUUUAGUAGCAAAUAUAAUAUAUAAACUUGAAGUUAGUUACAUGGAAGCAUUCAAAUAUAAAGUCAAGGGUCAUUGUUCAUUUCAUGUAAAGUCUUACUUGAUAUAUCCAAGUUUGUCUUAUAUCUCACUUAGCAUUCAAAUAUUUAAUUUGUAGGCACUAUUUGUCUUCUUGUUUGCGUCGUGAUCAUGACAUUCUAGCAAUGGUUUUGUAUGUUGUUGUAUGUGAUUAAUGACCAGUGCUUUAUAUACAAGUUUUGUUCAUCAUGAGUAAACCUUAAAUUCCCGUUUGAGAUUGAAUAUACUGAUUCUUGCAAAUAGUUUGCAUUAAUCGUUGUAUUGAAUCUUGAAUUAUCCGUUUGGACAGUUUGGGAAGAGUCGUAUUUUUAUGGAAGAUUCAUACGUUAAGGUUAACAUUAUUUUGUUGAAUUUGAUGAAAUUUCGGAACAAUGCAUUUCUAGUUGUUCUCUGAGUGCAUACUCCUAUUUUAUAUAAGUACCCAA